UGUAAGUGAAAAUAAUAGGCAUGCCAAACAACAAUUAUAAUAUGUUUAUGUACCCAGGUAUAUUUUUAAAAUCUCGCCUAGUUACUCUGAAACAAAUUAGCAUUCACAAAUUGGAUUGGAGUUCAUUGCGAGGGGUCGCUGCUGGGAUUUCCAAUGUCAGUUAAAUAUCGGUGAACUUGGGGGCAGUGCCAGUAACAGAACGCUAAGAACCCACUGCUCGUCGAGUUGAAAAUUCAGCGCAGAAAAAUAGCAUAGUUCACGAGUUGUUUUGGGAUCCUGACCUCUGUGCGAAGCGAACGUGAUUGGAGGCCGUUGAACCGCAACGGCGUUAGCAGUUGAGAUAUUAACCCUACUCCCCGUGAAAGAAAGUCCAUGUACCACCGGGUUUUAAGAUCAGCACAUGGGGCGCCUUUACAUCACUAGCAGGAGAUCCAAAAAACGAACACGUGGUUCUACUCUGUCUUCAAAUCUGAAACCAUUCAGAUUGCUGUAGCAAUUACCAACCGAGAGCGCACGUUAAUAAGGGAAUACAGGAAUCUCCCUGUAGAGCCACCACUCUGUGCUCCAGAGAGCAUCAAGACGUAUGUGAUAAGAUGAUGUAUCUUUAUGUACUAUGAAACGACAUCGCAGGGAGACUUCUUCGACAGCACGCUGCUUAUAAGCGUAGUUCUCCUAAAGGAUCUACAUAAUAUACUGGCAACAGGAACGGAUGAUUUUUUUGUCAUUUGCAUCGCAGCGAUAAGGCUUUGAUAUUUGUUUGAUUGCAAAUUGUCAGAAGUAAUUGGCUUCCCGAUCCCAAAAACUGUCAAUCGAAUUACGAGAAAGACACUGAAACUAAUUAGUUUAUGAACCAUUUAUUCAGGGAGAGAUAUGGCAGCGGAGGCAACGACAUCUAUGGUUAAUUAUGCCAUAGUUUUAAACACUACGGUGCUCGCCCCAAUGUUUAGUACGGAGAACGAUACCGCUAUGGAAAGGAACAAAACAGGAUUCGACGAGACAGCCUUAAACAAAUGGUUCUAUCCAACCAUGGCAGUAGUUACUUUCAUUGGGAUGGUAUUCAACUUCGUUUCUAUUCUUGCCUUGUGGCUUAUUCCUCACAAACCAUGGAGGCCGUUUCAUUAUUUUUUGAUGUACUUGGCAAUCUCUGACUGGCUUUUGCUAUUUAUCUGUUUUGUAGGCGCAACCACAGCGACCGUCAUGUUCCAGUCUGCGGUCGAUUUUCAACUGAGCGACGAGCAACUGUGUGCGGGAAACACUCUCUCAGACUUGUCCUGCUACCUCAUUAUUCCGCCUUUUUUGGCCACGACCGGACUUGUAAUAAAUCAGUAUCUGUCGGUCAGUCACGCGCUGCGGUACUCCUCAAUGGUCACUAACCGUCGGGCUUUGAUCUCCAUUAUACUGUCUUGCGUUCUGGUGGUGUGCACGUAUUUUAUAAUGCACGGGAUCGCCCUAGCGCAGAGUGUUACAACAUGCGACGACCAUUACAAGAGGUAUAUUUUGUACAGAGAAUACUAUCUUGCCAUAACCACCAUAGUGCUAUCCGUGGUCAACGUUGCCAUCUAUAUCAUGAUCUACGCUCAGGCUAGAAAAGUUAGCAAAUAUGGCGAUCAUUGCCUCCCCGCCGGGGAACGCUCACACCAUGACCGGCUUACAACAACGAUUGCAAUCCUUCUUGCAACGAUAAUUCUCUUCUGGACUCCUGGAACAUUGGCCAGCAUAUUUGCCAUAGUCAAUCAUGAAAAUUCGGAUUUAGUAUUCACUUUACUGCAGAUUAUCACCAACAUUAUGUUCUUCCUAAACUCAAUCUCAGACCCGCUGAUUUAUGGUAUACGACUGAAAGAAGUACGGCACGGGUACGGGAUACUCUUUACAAAACUGAAAAAGUUGUGCAACUGCCACAAGGAAACACAGGACGACAACGGUUAUGUUCUAACACGCAUGCGGUCUGUAGACCACGGUAGGAAUGGAUCUACGUGCAAGCGGCUUACCACCAGUGACAUCGUCACAGAUGACAGUGACGAGCACAAGAAGAAUGGAGAGCAUAAAACUGCUAUGGUCUUGAAUGAGACUAUUACUGAGCCUACCGAAGAAACUAAACUAACCAUGUGAUGACGUCACGUUGUGAUGCUCCACCAUGUGAUGACGCAAUCAAAUGACAUCAUCUUGAAAUGAUAAUGUCAAAAUGUAAUGCAGAAAACCAUGACGCCAGAGCUUGCCUCGUGUUAUGUUUGCUGAAACGUGUCUAUAGUUUUGUGGUAAAUAUUAGAAUGUUGUUACAGGUAGCUGUUACAUUUAUUUUGAACAAAGUCAACACGAACUUUGUGGACUAAAUGCUCAACUUUGAAUAGCUUGCGUACAGUGCAUAGGUGUUAACAUAGUGCAUAGGUAUGAGAAAUUUUAUGAAGAUUUCACGACGAUUGGGAGGCUCAUAUUGAACCUCCUAUAAGCUUACAUAUUCAACAAGCUCAAAGUGUAAAUUUAGUCGAUAGGAUAACGAAAUAGUACAUGUGAAAUCUGGUAUAAAGUAGUAGUGGUCUUUGUGAUAUUGUUUAUAUAUAUUUAGAGUAUUACAGCGGGAACGGUGAUGCUUUUAUCUGGAAAAUAAGUCAUUAAUGAUAAAUUUAAUAUAUAUAAAUGCAAUCUGUGGCGAAUCAGGUAAAACUCAUCUUACAAAACGCCUUUCGGUAGUAUGUGUAUCUCAGAAAAGGAAAACCCUGUACUUCAUCAAAUUUUCAUUGUUACAAAGUAGGGGUUGCGGAUAAUAACUUCAUAACUUAAAAGCUGUACAAAGUGACGGAUUCGCCGCCAUGAUACUCUACAAGCAAAAUAACUGCAAGGUAUAUUCAUAGCAUUACCACACUGCAGAUUUCUACGUCAAACGUGUGGGUUAGUGUACUUAAGCCACCACGGUCAUCGUAAGUGCCAAGGAAUAUUAGCGUUCUUGGUGACACCUGCGCGCGUCACGAAAACUUAUCUUAAGAUGCUUUGCGACUGGAUCUAAGUUAAACCCAUUUUGAUUCUAAAGCCCAUGAGUGACAUAUCACAGCGAAGGGCGGCUUGAGAGAAAAAACCACAAAUGUUUAAUUUUUAUUAAAAAUAUAAAGUACUUGCUCGGAAAAAUACUGAGGUAGAAUUUUGGCUGGUAGGAGUAAGCACAAAAAAUAAUAAUAAGUUUCUCCUACGCUCAUUCUAAGAUGAAGAUUUCUUACAUGCACUUCGUUCAAAGUUAAUUCAUUUAUCUUUUUGUGUGUGUGAAAAUUCUGUACAAAUUACGUGAAUGAACUCUGGUUCAGCAUUUUAUCCAUUUUAAAAGAUAUUACUGAUUUUUACCUAAAUUCUAGGCUUAAGAUUGGACAUCGUCAGACUUAUAUCAGAUUCGAAACAGUUUUAACUUCUAAUCCAACUAAGAAACCACUGCUCAAUGUGUUGUAUUCAUCACUACUAUAUAACAUAUUACUGUUUUAUGUAUUUUAGGUUGAUUGUUUUUUAUGACCAGGUUCACGGAGUUGAGAAAAUAGUUUUACCAUGUACAAUUCAAAAAUUGGUUUGUUGGAGUAAAUAAGAAAUUAUGAAUAUACAUUGUUUUUUUUUCAUGCUAUGUUUAUUGAAUUAUCGACAUU
Messenger RNA from Lingula anatina, 3620 nucleotides. RefSeq names its product adrenocorticotropic hormone receptor. Gene Ontology annotation, cellular component: plasma membrane. NCBI's taxonomy places the organism in Eukaryota, Metazoa, Brachiopoda, Lingulata, Lingulida, Lingulidae. Gene Ontology annotation, molecular function: G protein-coupled receptor activity. The record is from RefSeq and is a predicted model, not a curated record. Gene Ontology annotation, biological process: G protein-coupled receptor signaling pathway.